CACAUCAACACAUUGUUUCUUUAAUUUUUUCCCCUAUAAACUCUCCCUUCCUUCACAAUUUACUUUUUUAAUUUGCUUCCUCUCUUUUUGCAAAAAAAUAAAACAAAAGUUUUUCUUAAAAAAAGGCAAGAAAAUGAGCAGUAACAUGGAGUGUCGAUCAUUGCUUCAUGGAUUUGAUAAGGGAGGACUUUUUGAUUUGGGACAUCCUCUUCUUAAUCGUAUUUCUGAAAGUUUUGUCAAAGCUGCUGGGAUUGGUGCUGUUCAAGCUGUUGCUCGUGAGGCUUAUUUUACUGCUUCUGAAAGUACGGGUGGAGAUACAAGUAGCAUACCACCAGAGAUCACUGGUCCCAAGAAGAAUCGAUUUCCAGACCUUAGAGGUGAGACCAACAGAAAGUCAGUUGAGGCCCUGGUAAAGAGCACCGGAAAAGAAUCUGUUCAAUGGGGACUAGCUGCGGGGAUGUACUCUGGACUUACAUAUGGAUUAAAAGAGGCACGUGGCGUCCACGAUUGGAAAAAUAGCGCGUUGGCGGGAGCAAUAACUGGUGCAGCAUUGGCUUUAACACUAGAAGAACGUUCUCAUGAACAGGUGGUGCAGUGUGCCAUCACAGGAGCAGCUAUCUCGACUGCUGCGAAUCUGCUUACAGGAAUAUUUUAGGCCGAAUAGGGUUUUGUUCAGUUACUAUUGUGUUUGUGUGGCACUGCACUAGACAAUUUAGCUAUCAUGUAUGUGGAUAGUGCUAUUUUUGAAUUUUGUGGCAUUUUUUGUGCCUCUACUACUUAUGUGGAUUUUGACAUUUCAAGGCAAAAUAAUAGUAUAAGUGUUAUCCCAUUUGAGGAAAAUUUCUUGAAAGGUUGACUUUUUAUGAAGUUUCCAGACGAGAUGAAUGCACACGACAUGGAAUUAUUCGAUGCA
This is a messenger RNA of Solanum pennellii, 913 nucleotides long. RefSeq names its product outer envelope pore protein 16-2, chloroplastic. The record is from RefSeq and is a predicted model, not a curated record. Lineage: Eukaryota; Viridiplantae; Streptophyta; Magnoliopsida; Solanales; Solanaceae. Gene Ontology annotation, cellular component: chloroplast outer membrane. The transcript has 7 exons. Gene Ontology annotation, molecular function: amino acid transmembrane transporter activity. Bases 134 to 655 code for a protein of 173 amino acids.